UCCGAGGACGAGCAGGAGGUUAGCGCGGCGGUGCGGUGCCGUGACACUGACCACCUUUAGGUGCUCUUCAUUAUUCCAGGAGCAGAGUUCAGCAGUGCACGGACCUCCUCUCUUUUUGUCUACAUUUGUGCAGGCGGUUAACAGCAAGAGGCGCGUAGCACACAUCGUGUAUAUAUAUAGAUAUUUACAUAUCUCUAUAUAUAUAUAUUUAUAUAUACAGUAUAUGCAUGGUAUCAGGAAGGGUCAAUGUAUUCGCCUUCUACCCUCUGAGAGGGGUUUGUAAUGGUGAAGUUAGCUUUAUGGAGGCUUCUCUGGACAUUCACAGACUGAGCUGCACCGCCGCUGUUAGAACAGCAGCUCACAGUGAAGCUACAGCCUGCACAAUAAAACACAUCCACACAUCCAGCGCAGGUUUAGCAGGCUAAGCUACACAGCUAGUUGCUGCUACUGUAGCCACAAGGUAGAGAGACAGACAGGCAGGCGAGCACACACACACACACACACACACACACACACACACACACUCACACACGUACGCACACACACACACACGGCGAGGAAGCACGCUGCACACAAAUCGGCCUGCAUUUGCACAAAAAGAGCACAUUUUUGUGUACUUGAGAUUCAGAUGGGAGAAAUGAUUGCUGAGGUGUUCAAGGCAUCUGACAGGGCAGCUUUUAAUUGAAGUGAUUUUUUGAAGGCCCUGGAAGAUCUGCCAACGUGUUUCUUGUGCAGGAUUAAGUUGGAAUAAUAACUUUGCAAGGAUUUAACCAUCAAAUGAACUCGGGAGCUGCUGAUUAUUACACUCCAAAAAAAGACAAAUUGAGGGCUUUUUUUCCUUCUUCUUCUGUGCUCGUGGCUGCAUCAGGAGGUCUGGUAUAAAAAGCCUGUCAAGCCCACAGUGGCCACUUUACUAUCAGUCAGGGAGGUCAGGCAGGAGGGAAGCUCAGGGCUGCGAGGAGACACACACACACAGCAAAGCCCGACUGCAGUGUGUCGUGGUCGAUUUGGACGGCUGGGUCGCUGCUGCUGUUGCUGGGAGACUUCCUGGGCUUCUUGAGCGGCUCUGAAGGAUGACCGCUGCACGGCUCGCUGCAGAAUCCCGGUGAACGAACGGCAUCUCAUGUCCAAACGGCGGAAGGAUGGCUCAUGGCAAAGUGACCAUCACGGUGGACGAGUACAGCUCCAACCCCACACAGGCCUUCACACACUACAACAUCAACCAGAGCCGCUUCCAACCUCCACAUGUCCACAUGGUGGACCCCAUUCCUUAUGACACUCCCAAGCCAUCAGGACACACCAGGUUUGUGUGUGUGUCCGACACACACUCGCGUACAGACGGCAUCCAGAUGCCCUACGGCGACGUGCUGCUGCACAUGGGUGACUUCACCGAGCUGGGCCUGCCCUCCGAGGUUAAGAAGUUCAACGACUGGCUAGGUGGCCUCCCGUACGAGUUUAAGGUGGUGAUUGCCGGCAACCACGAGCUGACCUUUGAUAAGGACUUUAUGGCCGAGCUGGUCAAGCAGGAUUACUACCGAUUCCCCUCAGUGUCCAAACUCAAACCGGAGGACUUUGACAAUGUCCAGACGCUCCUCUCAAACUGUGUGUACCUGCAGGACUCGGACGUCACCAUAAAGGGAUUCCGGAUAUACGGAGCGCCAUGGACUCCGUGGUUUAACGGCUGGGGGUUCAACCUGCCUCGGGGUCAGUCUCUGCUGGAUAAAUGGAACCUCGUCCCCGAAGGCAUCGACAUCCUGAUGACCCACGGACCUCCGCUCGGUUUCCGAGACUGGGUUCCUAAGGAGCUGCAGCGGGUCGGCUGUGUGGAGCUGCUGAACACAGUCCAGAAGAGGGUGCGACCCAAACUUCAUGCCUUCGGAGGCAUACAUGAAGGCUACGGGAUCAUGACAGACGGCUACACGACGUUCAUCAACGCGUCGACCUGCACCGUCAGCUUUCAGCCCACCAACCCCCCCAUCGUGUUUGACCUGCCCAACCCCUCCAGCUCCUGAGACCAGAGGACGGGGAGGGGUGGGGGGCGAGGACGGGGGGGGGGGGAGGGGGGGGGGGGGGGACCACGAUAAACUACUUUUUUUUCUAUAAAUAUGUCAAGUUAAAAAAAAAAAAAAAAAUCUUUGUGUUUCUUUGCAAACUUUUUGUCUUCUCCAAGCUGUUGUUGAGUUUGAGAAGAUUUGGAGACGUGGGGUGGGGGGGUGGGGGGGGUUGUCUGGGAGGGUUAAAGGAGAAUACCGGUGUUUUAGUUUUUUUCUAAUUGUGCCAACGAUGCUGGUUUCCUGCUCGGAUUUCAGUUUUUCUACACACAGUCAGCGUAGUUGCAGAUAUCAGGGCUCGUUUUCCUCCUUUUUUUCAAUCUCUGAAAAUAAACUUCCACAAAGUGAGAUAAUCCAUGAAGAAACUUCGUCCUGAUUUCAGCAUUUUUAUAUCAGCGGUACUCAGUGUUGCGCUCCACUUCCUGUUAAUCGCCUGACAGCCACGGGAAGAGAUGCUAACCGGGAUAUAAUCCCUCCAAAAUACGUUGCAUUAGUGCAAAAUAGAAGAGAGGGAGAGCGGUGACAAAGAACGUAUAUCACCACGAAGGGAAAGUCAAUUAUUCGUUCCAUUGCGACAUCAGCCCCCAGCAGCAGAGCUACGCUUCCGCCAUUUUGGACUGAAAGCGACGACCAGACGCCAGUAAAACGUCCGCUUAAAAAGUGCCAUACAAAAGUCAAACAAUAUUAUUUCUAUUCUGUUGUCAUAUUCUACCGAAAUGGCUUGUGUCGAACAUUAAAUAUUAUAAAUAUAAGUCCAAAAUGGCGGCAGCAGCUGUUUGGUCUCUUUGCUUCUAUACUAUUCGGCGAUGAUUUAAGACCAUUUCUUUUCUGGAUCAUGACGUCAUUAAGUUAUUUUCAUCAUAGCAAGCUCAUUUUCUUGAGGUCGCCAAACAAUAUUUUUGUUUUGUUACAGGAAAAUACUUUAUAUUAUUUGGCAUUUCUGACAUAAGCUAUUAAUUUUUUUUUUUUAUCACAAAAAUCACAAUUUCAUGAUCACAGGAAAACAAACAUGGGGAAUAUUUACACUCUUGUCCUCGUUGGCCUUCCGUAACGUGGUACCGUCACAUCUGCAUGUCUUCGUUAAUUUGGAAAGUUUGUAUUAAGAAAAAUAAGUGUUAAAUUAUACAUAAGUAUGCAAUGCAAAAUGAAUUUGUGGGGAAUGUAAAACUGAGCUAUGAGUGCCGGUAUUCUCCUUUUUCAGAGGGAUUUUGUGGUUAAACAAUCUUGCUCUUGAUAAAUAUUGGUCAGAUCUGUAAGAUAAAUAAUGCUUUGUGAAUUUGUACAAUUUCUUUAUGUUUGGUUUGCAUUGGCCGGACAAUGAAUGCCAUUGUUUUAUGUUGUAUCAUCUGAUAUUUUGUGUUUAGGUCUUUUUUUUUUCUCGUCAGUUGCUCUUUUCUUAUUGGCUGACAGGGACGCUGCCUUAAACUAGCUUUAAUGUUCUCAGCUAGAGCCCCACUCUCUGCAAGCUCAGAGAAAAGUCCUUAUUUAUUUACCACGCAAAACAACACCUGACUAACGCCGGGACAGAAAGCUAUCAAAUUACAGCCCCAAAAAUUUACUUUGUAACAUCCCGCUAUGGAUUUCUGAUCUAAUUUGGAAAAUGUAUGUAUAAAAUAUAUAUAUAUAUAUAUUAUAUAUUCAUGUUGUAAAACAUCUGUACUAAAAGUUGUGUUUGACGAAAAAAAGAAAAUCUGGUGCAUUUUUUUCUGUAUGCGCCGGUUUAAUUGACCCGUUUCUUUAAUGUUCCCAUCAGACGUUUGUUUCAUGUUUUUUCUAUCGACUCUCCCGGUAGGGUAGACGUUAAUAUUGGAUGAGAGAGGAAAAUGUGUCAGAGUCACAAUCCAACAGGUGCUGGUUGUUCCCAACAACACGCCUGCCUAAACCUGGUAAAGUUGUCCUUUAAAGUGUAAAUCUGAUAGUAUUUGUGUUUUAUUGCUUUCUUUUUUUCUAAUUUUGCACUGAGUGUAAAUGCAAUCUUGCUAGCACAAAAAAAACGUUGCCAAUAGUUGUCUCAACUUUGCCGCUGUAAAUGCUCUUUCCGUGCUCUGUUCCGCUCUCGCUCUUUCUCUGAUUGUAUCCCUCUUCAUGGAAAUGUUAGUUCUCUCUUUCAGUUUACUGUGAUAUAUUUAGCUGCCUUUAUAUGCAAAUAAAAUUGCAAGAUUUUUACUUAUCAA
Sebastes umbrosus (honeycomb rockfish) is the source of this 4225-nucleotide messenger RNA. It is a transcript of the gene mpped2a, whose product is annotated as metallophosphoesterase domain containing 2a. The coding region runs from base 1143 to 2012 and encodes 289 amino acids. Gene Ontology annotation, molecular function: hydrolase activity. The transcript has 8 exons. Lineage: Eukaryota; Metazoa; Chordata; Actinopteri; Perciformes; Sebastidae. The record is from RefSeq and is a predicted model, not a curated record.